Polistes dominula (European paper wasp) is the source of this 4921-nucleotide messenger RNA. Its product is annotated as lysine-specific demethylase 4C. Gene Ontology annotation, molecular function: histone H3K9 demethylase activity; histone H3K36 demethylase activity. Lineage: Eukaryota; Metazoa; Arthropoda; Insecta; Hymenoptera; Vespidae. Gene Ontology annotation, biological process: chromatin remodeling; regulation of gene expression. Gene Ontology annotation, cellular component: chromatin; nucleus. The record is from RefSeq and is a predicted model, not a curated record.
UGCUGAUCGAUUGGAUUACAUUUGUUCAACUUUAAUCUUUUCAUUAAUGGACUUGAUAGAAGAUAUUAAUGCUCAAACGAAACAGGUUUAAAUAUUAAAAAUAAACACGAUGGCAAAUAAAACAAAGUCGAUUAAUAAAACACAACCACGUAUUCAAGUAUUUCGACCGACGUACGAUGAAUUUAAAAAUUUCACCAGCUAUAUUGAAUAUAUGGAAAGUAAAGGAGCCCAUAAAGCUGGAUUGGCCAAAGUUAUUCCACCACCUGAAUGGGUUCCAAGAAAAAGAGGUUAUGAUUUGGAUACUUUAGAACUUAGUAUACCUGCACCAAUAUGUCAAGUUGUUACCGGAAAGCAAGGUCUUUAUCAACAAAUUAAUAUACAAAAGAAAUCAAUGACGGUCCAAGAAUAUAGCAAAUUAGCAAAUUCUGAUCGUUACAUUACACCACGACAUUUUGAUUACGAGGAUUUGGAGAGAAAAUAUUGGAAAAAUAUAACAUAUGUAGCUCCCAUAUAUGGAGCAGAUGUAUCUGGUUCUUUGACUGAUCCUGAUGUCAAAGAAUGGAAUAUCAAUCAUUUAGGAACAAUAUUAGAUUACGUAAAUAAGGAUUAUGGUAUAUCUAUAGAUGGUGUUAAUACUGCAUAUUUAUACUUUGGUAUGUGGAAGACAACAUUCGCAUGGCAUACCGAAGAUAUGGAUCUUUAUUCGAUUAAUUAUUUGCAUUUCGGUGCACCAAAAACUUGGUAUGCUAUACCACCUGAGCAUGGUCGUAGAUUGGAAAGAUUGGCUAGUGGCUUUUUCCCAUCUAGUUAUCAAAGUUGUCAAGCAUUUUUACGUCACAAAAUGUCAUUAAUAUCGCCGCAAAUUUUGAAACAAUAUUCUAUUCCUUGUAAUAAGAUAACGCAAGAAGCAGGAGAGAUAAUGAUAACGUUUCCUUAUGGAUAUCAUGCUGGUUUUAAUCACGGUUUCAAUUGUGCUGAAUCAACUAAUUUUGCUGCACCUAGGUGGGUAGAGUAUGGUAAAAGAGCGACCCAAUGUACGUGCAGCAAAGAUAUGGUCAAAAUAUCAAUGGAUACAUUUGUCAAACGUUUUCAACCAGAAAGAUAUGAAUUGUGGUUACGUGGUGAAGAUAUCGGUCCACAUCCAGAGGAUCCUAGACAAACAGCAGCACCAAUGCCAUCUCAAAUGGAUUUGUUAUGUAGUAACACUAGUAAUGGACAAUUACCACAAAGUUAUUUGAAUGCUGCUCCUAAAAACAAAAGGCAUACCAUUCAUAAGAAAAAGAAUAUCAUUGGUACCAAUACAGAUGAUAUGGUAGAUUUAGUUAAUCGUUCAGAUAUUCCAGCUGAUUUAAAGAAAGCUUUGCAAGAUUUAGAAUACGAGGAGGGUGAUGAUCAACCUGAUGAACAACAAUUGGAAGUAUUGGAAGAUAUUUGGCUUAAGGCAGGUGAAAUGGAUGUCAAUGAAGCGACCGUUUAUGACGAUGGUUAUAAUCGUAAAAAAGGUAGAAAAAGAAAGAGAAAGCAAAAUAGUACUGAGAAGAAGGAACAUCACAAAUCAAAGAAAAAUUCAGUUAAAAUGGUAAGUCCAAAACGAUCAGAUGAUCAAAUUGUAUCCAUUAAAUUGGAACAAGAAGAAAUGUCUGCAAUUGAUCAAGAAACAAUCGAUCAACAAAAUUUAUUAAAUCAAACUGAUCCUUUACUUCUGACCAAUGAAAAUGUUUCAUCUGAAAGUAAUAGUAAUACGUUGAUAUCUCAAUUGUCAAUGGAAGAAUCUGCUAGUUUUGUAGAUACUACUGAUAAGUCGUCUACUAAGAAAAAGAAAAAACAUUCCAAGACUCCGGAGUAUAAGAUGAAACAAAAAUCACUUUCUAAAGGAAAGGGUAAACAUACGAAUAUACCUCCAUUGUUUAUUCAAAACGAACCAUUAGAUGUUUCUGAUGCAGAUGUUCAACGUAAACUAAUAGCAAUGCCAAGUCUUAGCCCAUAUAAAACAUAUACAAUGAAAGAUAUAUCUAAUAAUCAAAGAAAGAUCAAUCUUUUACCAGGUAAUAUUAUAUCCGUUGGAAAUGAAUUUAGUAUGACUACCAUGAAAGAUAAAACUGUAGUAAAUAUUACUAAUAGUGGACAAAUAAUGCAUCCAUCUUAUGACGAUGACAAACAACAAGUAGAAGGAACUAUAACCGUAGACGUGCAUGAUAAACAACAAAAUCCUUUCUUGAAGACUUCCAAAAAGCCAAAUAAAAAGCAUGUUUACAAAUCUACAUUCCCUAAUGUAAAUUUAUUGAAAAAUAAUGCUCUAUCUAGUAAGCAAAUGGAAGAUAACAAGAAGACAUUAAACGAAGAUUCGAAAAUAUAUACUCAAGAUAUCAAGCCAGUUGGUGGUAGUACAUCUUAUAAAAGCAUUGGAAUGGUACAAACUGAAAGAUGUAUUACAAGUUAUGCGAGAAAAGAUAUCAUAAAGGCACCUAAACUCAUGCAUUUAGAUUUAUCUAAUACCAAAGUGAUAUCAAAAGUAGAACUUGAUGAUGCAGAUAAAGGGCUUCGUUUGGCUCCUAAUUUGAUGAUGUUACCUAAAGAAGAAACGCAAGAUACCAAACGCAUUAUGUUUUUGCCUAAUACAUCCACAAACAAUGAUCCGCCAAUAUUAGAAAAUGAAGUUACUGGCAGAGAAUCUACUACAUUAGAAAAGAAAAAUGAUAUUGAUGUUUUAACACCUUCGACGACGUUUGCCAUUCAAAAGAAAAAUAAUGCCGUAAUGUGUAAUUAUUUUCCAAAGACUGCUGCAAUUUUACCUAAACCGCUUAAUCAGAAUAAUGUCAGCUUAAAGAAGGGUAUCGAAUUGAAAUCAAUUAAUAAUAAAGAAAUGACGAAAAAUAAUUUAUGGCAAAUUCCUUGCAAUAAUAGUGUUUUCUUAUCAAGUCAGAAUUACAAUAAUAAAUCACUUCAAUUAUCUCUAGCUAAUGCUAAAAGAAGUGGUUUAUUAAAUGCUUGCACUAAUAUUCAAAUAGGUCCUACAACUACUGCAACUCUAACUACGUUAAAAAAAUUCGACUCGAAUAAGGUCUUAUUAACUGCUGGAUCUCCUAAUAUUGCACAAUGUUCAAAACUUACUUUGACUUCUCCAAUUCAAUUAAACACGAUGGAAACAAAUAACACUACUUUACAAGAUAAUAAUGAUAAUAUAUCCAAUAGUAUGGCAUCCUUGACGAGAAUAUUGCCAGCACCAGAAAAAAUAGUUCCGAAAAAUUCUUUAAUUAUUCGAAAACUUGAAAACGAUCAAGGAAUAUGUAGAAGUCAAAUGAAACAACAACAACAACAACAGCAACAACAACAACAUACAAGUACAAAAUCAUUACUUAGUUGUACAGUAAAGAAUAUCGAUGAUAUGGCUAAUUUAGAAGUAAGACAAGGUAAUGUUGUUGCUACUGCUGCUGCUGCUGCUGCAGGUACAUUGAUGAAUAAGAUGAAUAAAAUUGAAUCUAAUAAUAUGUCAUAUAAUACUAAUUAUCAUUUGAACAAUAUACAAAAUUAUCAUCAAAGAGAUCUUACCAUAAAUAUGAUAAAGCAAGAAGAUAACAAAUACGUCAAUGUAUCAAAAACUCAAUGGCCAAAUUUAGAGCAAAAUUCUAACAAUAGACAUUUGACAAUGCCAGAAUUGAAGCCAAUUAAACCACCAGUAGUUAGAAGGAAACCAAAAGAGAAGCUUAAAAAAGCAACUACAAGGAAAAAACAAAAUGCACAAUCGACUGUCAUAUCUUUGAACUCUGAAGAAAAAGGUUCUUCAAGUUCGUAUCCUGCUUUAAUGAUACCAGGUCAUAUUUCUGAUAUGUUAAAUCCAAAUAUUCCAAGUAGCGACAUGAUGAAAGCUUACAAUGAUUAUUGGAGCGCGCAAGUUUCCCAUUGUGCAAUUUGUGCAACUUUUGCUUCCACUCGUUAUGGAAAUAGUCAAGUAAUGCCACCCGAUUGGAAGUAUUGUAAACCUACUAUUUUACCUGAAAGUUCUCCAAUAUGGGUAUCGUCAACUAUAUUUGCUGUAAAUUCAAAGGAACAAGCUGUAGAAUCAGAGAAUUCUAAAAUAUUGAGAUGUCGUGAAUGUCACGUAACAGUUCAUGCUUCCUGUUAUGGAAUUACCAUGUUACCAACUGACCCAUCCAAUUGGGCAUGCGAUAAAUGUAAAGCUGGUAAAUCUGACGUGAUGUGUUGUUUAUGUCCGAUGCGAGGGGGUGCUGUUAAACGCACGAGUGAUGGCGGUUGGGCACACAUUUUGUGCGCUUUAUUAUUACCAGGAGUAACUUUUAAGGAUGCUAUUAAUAAAGAUCCCAUUAAUGUAUUAACAAUUAGAAAGAAUGUAUUAAAACAAAAAUGUUGUUAUUGUCGAUACAACGAUGGAGCUUGCCUUAGUUGCAACGAAUGCGAUAAUCAAUUUCAUGCAUCAUGUGGACUUGUCGCAGGUGCUACUUUUGCAAUACCGUUAUACAAUAGUCAAGAAUUACAGGUGACGUGUCAUGGUCACGAUGACGGUAAAGAAAAAAUACCUGUUAUACGUCAAGGUGAAACAGUAUGGGCAAAACAUAGGAAUUCAAGAUAUUACAAAGCUAAAGUUGAAUCUAUAAAAGAUACUCUUUUCUAUAUGGUCACCUUCAGCGACAAUAGUUUUAGCGAUGAUCUAUAUCCAUCUGAUAUAAUUAAUUACGAUCCUGGUAAACCACCACAGAUUGAUGCAGCUGUUACAGUUAAUUGGACAGACGGUGAAGUCUACGAUGGUACUUUUGAGGGCACUAAUCAUCAAAUUAUGUACACCGUAAUUUUCGAAGAUGGUUCUCAACUUGCCUUAAAACGUAACGAUAUUUAUAGUUUACAAGAAGAUAUGCCAAAAAGGGUGCGCUCGCGUUUGUCCAUUGCCACAGAAAUGAAGCACAGG